Messenger RNA from Aspergillus ibericus CBS 121593, 1158 nucleotides. RefSeq lists its product as uncharacterized. Bases 1 to 1158 code for a protein of 385 amino acids. The transcript has a single exon. The record is from RefSeq and is a predicted model, not a curated record. NCBI's taxonomy places the organism in Eukaryota, Fungi, Ascomycota, Eurotiomycetes, Eurotiales, Aspergillaceae.
AUGGUCAUGGAGUCUACUGAGGAAGCUAUGGGUCUUGCUCAGAAAGGGCAAAAAAGAUCCGAAGCAGAUCCAGAGCGAGUUCGGGAAGAAUUGGACCAACGAGCGGCGGCAGAGUGGGCGCUCUUCGAAGAGGAUGCCGACAACCAACUACAUCCGUCUGAGGUGCAGGGAGUUAAGACAAGUUUAGACCGUCCAGAACCCACACACUCGCCUCAAAAAAAAGAGACAAUUGAAAUCAGCAGCGGUGCAAACGACCAGCCUAAACACUCCACAGAAACCAAUCCGAACUUCGAGACUCAAGGAGCCACACCGCCUGCGCAAAGCUGGGUAGUUUGGAAGACUGCCUCGCAACGUGGACGCCCGCACCGACCACUGGGCAUCAAAGCAACACGGGAUGACGCUAAGCAGCGACAGUCCAAGGCCACGUUCCCACCCGGCAUUGGGGAAACGCAGGUGGAUAAAACUGCCAGCCAUAGAAAGGUCGCACGGACACGGCGGGCUUCAAAGGUCAUCACUCAAAUGGAUUUCCGUGCGUGGACGGAACAAAAUCACGCCGUAGGAGGUUCACAAACUGAGCUACGUGGUGCCAAACGGCCCCGACCUUUAGGAGAUAAAGUUGAGGAAGUCUGCAUCAGACCACGGGCCUCUAAUGCAGAUUUGGCAUCAUCGAAUCAAACAAAAAGGUUACGGUCGAUUAGGCAGCAAAAUAGGGACGAGCAGAUAUCCUCAAAUACAAACAAGGCGGUCCAGCAAGUCUUACCUCCUGCACCAAUCACUGGCCAAAGGGUCGGCUCAGGAACGCAAUUGAUGGCUACCCCAGCUGGUACGGAGGUUACCAUCACUUUCCGAGCUUACGAGCGUGGUGAAUGGAUGACGUUGGCCACUAUACCUGUUGAUGCCUCUGAUCCACACGAAGCGCAAAAGGUCGCCGAUCGCUAUGCGCGAGUAGAGGACCAGAAUGCACGUUUUUAUGACCGUAGCCUCCGAAAGGUUAGCGUUAACCAGUGUGUUCGUGCGGCGAUCGACAGUGGUACUUAUACUGUCCUUAUGAGUCUUGGGAAGGAACUCUAUGUGACCCGGCAGCUGAUAGCUUCGGUCGCAAGGUUAUUCGACGAGGGGUUGCAAACCCCGGGAGUUACAACAGACGAUGAGUUAUAA